This is a messenger RNA of Plutella xylostella (diamondback moth), 1702 nucleotides long. It is a transcript of the gene Cyp6b29, whose product is annotated as cytochrome P450 Cyp6b29. NCBI's taxonomy places the organism in Eukaryota, Metazoa, Arthropoda, Insecta, Lepidoptera, Plutellidae. The record is from RefSeq and is a predicted model, not a curated record. Gene Ontology annotation, molecular function: iron ion binding; oxidoreductase activity, acting on paired donors, with incorporation or reduction of molecular oxygen; heme binding.
AUUAUCAACAUUCUGUUUUAACCAAUUCAAUGACACGCAAGUCAUUGCAUCUAAGAUAGUCGCGCAAGCAUGUCGUACAUACUAACCGGACUUGCAAUUUUGGUCGCAUUUUUCUAUUUAUACUUUAACAAAAAGUACCGCUACUGGAAGGACAGAAAUGUGGUGACCCCGACACCACAAUGGCCGUUCGGCAACAUCAGAGAGACUGUCUUACGACGGACCACACCCGCGGAAUACUACACGGAGUUAUACGAAGCUUUUCCUGAUGAGAAGGUGGUCGGGAUCUACCGCAUGUGGGCGCCGUGCCUCGUGCUGCGCCACCCUGACGUCAUCCAGCACGUGCUGGUCAAGGACUUCGACCUGUUCGUGGGGCGCGGCGUGGAGUUCGAGAAGCAGGGGCUCGGCCAGAACCUGUUCCACGCGGACGGCGACACCUGGCGCGUGCUGCGGACCAAGUUCUCUCCCAUAUUCACCUCGGGGAAGCUCAAGCAGAUGAUGUAUUUGCUCAACGAACGAGCGGACAAGUUCAUAGAGAGACUAGAAGUCUCAGUGGCCGCGUCCCAAGAGCAGGAAGUCUACUUCACUGUGCAAAAGUUCACGAUAAGCAGCAUAUCGUCGGUCGCGUUCGGCCUGGAGCUGGACCUGUCGGAGCUGGAUACACCUGGGAAUGUUUUCGACCGGAUGAACCGCCUCAUCUUCACCACCAACUACGCGCAGGACCUCGACUUCGCGUUCCCGGGGCUGCUGAAGACGCUCAGCAUGUCGUUAUUCCCGAAGCCAGUUAAAGAUUUCUUCUACGGAAUGGUGCGGCGAGUGAUGGAGGAGAGGAACGGAGAGCCGUCGGGGAGGAACGACUUUAUGGACCUACUGCUGGAGAUGAAAGAGAAGAAGAUACACGGCGUGAAGAAGCACGAGGGAGACAAAGAGCGCAGUGUCGUGAUAGACGAGGACGUGAUGGCGGCGCAGGCAUUUGUUUUCUACGUGGCGGGGUACGAGACUAGUGCGUCCACCACCGCCUUCCUGCUGCGACUGUUGGCUCUACACCCGGAGAUACAGCAGAGGGUUUAUGAAGAGAUCCAACGCGUUACCACCUCACUGCCCGGGCCUCUCACAUACGAGAGUCUCAAACAGAUGACGUAUCUAAAACAAGUGAUAGACGAGACGCUACGAAUGUUCCCUCUGGUGGACCCGUUGCAACGAGUACUCAGUACGGGCGGGUACCGAGUGCCGGGUACUGAUGUGACCCUAGAUGAGGGGUCGCUGGUGCUGGUGCCGGUGCGCGGGCUGCACUACGACCCGCGGUACUACCCCGACCCACACACAUUCGACCCGGACAGGUUCAGCCCAGAGAAUGUCAAGUUGCGCCACCCGUGUGUCUAUCUGCCGUUCGGCACGGGACCCAGGAACUGUAUAGGCAUGCGUUUCGCGGAGGUGCAGACGAAGCUGGCGGUGGUGCGUUUGCUGCAGAGGUUCAGGUUCGAAACCUCACCCAAGACCAAGGCCCAGAUCGACUUCGACCCCAUGAAGGCGCUGCCGGCUGACAGACAUGGAAUCUUCUUGAAUAUCGUGCCGAGAGUGUGAAUUGUUGAAGUUUAAGUAACGCUAUAAUAUUGUUGUUUUGGUGUCGUUUUGCACUUGUAAAUCUUUAUCAAUGUUGUGUAAGUUUAAAAUAUAAUAAUAGAAUUGUUACUGUUAAUUUCAA